Molecule: messenger RNA, 957 nt
Organism: Trypanosoma theileri
Lineage: Eukaryota; Euglenozoa; Kinetoplastea; Trypanosomatida; Trypanosomatidae
Product: activated protein kinase C receptor
Exons: 1
Coding region: 1-957 (318 amino acids)
Biological process (GO): rescue of stalled cytosolic ribosome; positive regulation of protein phosphorylation
Cellular component (GO): cytosol; nucleus
Molecular function (GO): protein kinase C binding; ribosome binding; translation regulator activity
Source: RefSeq, a predicted model, not a curated record
AUGGCCGUUACUUACGAUGGACAGCUGAAGGGCCACCGUGGGUGGGUCACCUCCCUCGCCUGCCCGCAGUCCGCUGACUCGUACAUGAAGGUGGUGUCAACAUCCCGUGACAACACACUCAUCUCAUGGGGCGCCAACCCCGACCGCCACAGCGAGGAGAGCGACUACGGUCUCCCUGAGCGCCGUCUGGAGGGUCACAGCGCUUUCGUGUCUGACGUUGCUCUGUCGAACAACGGCGACUUUGCCGUCUCCGCCUCCUGGGACAACUCCCUGCGCCUGUGGAACCUGCAGAACGGUCAGUGCCAGCACAAGUUCCUUGGCCACACCAAGGAUGUGCUCGCCGUGACCUUCUCCCCAGACAACCGUCAGAUCGUCUCCGGUGGUCGCGACAAUGCUCUGCGUGUGUGGAACGUCAAGGGAGAGUGCAUGCACACGCUCAGCCGUGGUGCCCACACUGACUGGGUCAGCUGCGUCCGCUUCUCUCCCACCCUCGAGACACCACUCAUUGUUUCGGGUGGUUGGGACAACCUCGUGAAGGUGUGGGACCUUGCCAGCGGCAAGCUCGUCACCGAUCUGGUAGGCCACACGAACUACGUCACCUCCGUGACAGUGUCACCCGACGGCUCGCUCUGUGCCUCCUCUGACAAGGAUGGCGUUGCCCGCCUUUGGGACCUGACCAAGGGAGAGGCUCUGUCGGAGAUUGCUGCUGGUGCUCCCAUCAACCAGAUUUGCUUCUCGCCCAACCGCUACUGGAUGUGUGCUGCCACCGAGAAGAACAUCCGCAUCUUUGACCUGGAGAACAAGGAAGUCAUCGUUGAGCUCACACCGGAGGCACAGCAGAAGAGCAAGAAGGCACCUGAGUGUGUAUCCAUUGCGUGGUCCGCCGACGGCAGCACCCUGUACUCUGGCUACACAGACAAUGUCAUCCGCGUCUGGAGUGUGUCUGAGCAGGCAUAA